This is a messenger RNA of Diceros bicornis minor, 4877 nucleotides long. RefSeq names its product integrin subunit alpha 3 (gene ITGA3). The record is from RefSeq and is a predicted model, not a curated record. Lineage: Eukaryota; Metazoa; Chordata; Mammalia; Perissodactyla; Rhinocerotidae. The transcript has 26 exons. Bases 322 to 3477 code for a protein of 1051 amino acids. Gene Ontology annotation, biological process: cell-cell adhesion; leukocyte migration; integrin-mediated signaling pathway. Gene Ontology annotation, molecular function: integrin binding. Gene Ontology annotation, cellular component: integrin complex; external side of plasma membrane.
GAAGGCGACAGUGAGGCCAAGGGGGCGCGGCCGGGACGAGCUGGGGUGCAGGGUGCCCCGGGCGGAGGGGCGGUGACCCUGCAGCAGGGCAGGCGGGAGAAUAGACCGCGGACCUCCAAGGGGGGGAUCUGAGAGCGCAGACCCGGAGCGGACGUGAAGCUGACUAGGGCUAGGGGCUAAAAACGGAUCAGCGCGGCGGGGCUCAAAGACGCGGCCGGCCCGUGUGUUCUGCGGGGGCGCGGGGAGCAGGUGAACAGGUCCUCAUUCCCAGCUCCACGCCCUCACGCGUUCUUGCCCGGGUCCCCGCUCCCGCCCGCAGCCAUGGGCCCCGGCCCCCGCCACGGCUCCCGCGUGCAGCACCCGAUGCUCUGCGCGCUCGCCUUGAUGGUGGCCGCCGGCGGCCGCGUCACCUCCGCCUUCAACCUGGACACCCGAUUCCUGGUGGUGAAGGAGGCCGGGAACCCCGGCAGCCUCUUUGGCUACUCGGUCGCCCUCCAUCGGCAGACGGAGCGGCAGCAGCGCUACCUGCUCCUGGCUGGUGCCCCCCGGGACCUCGCCGUGCCUGAUGGCUAUACCAACCGGACCGGUGCCGUGUACCUGUGCCCACUCACUGCCCAGAAGGACGACUGUGAGCGGAUGGACAUCGUGGAGAAAAGUGACCCUCGCCAUCACAUUAUUGAGGACAUGUGGCUUGGAGUGACUGUGGCCAGCCAGGGCCCUGCAGGCAGAGUCCUGGUCUGUGCCCACCGCUACACCCAGGUCCUGUGGUCGGGGUUGGAGGAUCAGCGGCGCAUGGUGGGCAAGUGCUAUGUGCGGGGCAACGACCUGGAGCUGGACCCCACUGACGACUGGCAGACCUACCACAACGAGAUGUGCAACAGCAACACCGACUACCUGGAGACGGGCAUGUGCCAGCUGGGCACCAGUGGUGGCUUCACCCAAAAUACCGUGUACUUUGGCGCUCCUGGUGCUUACAACUGGAAAGGAAACAGCUACAUGAUUCAGCGGAAAGACUGGGAUUUGUCCGAAUAUAGUUACAAGGACCCCGAGGGCCAAGGAAACCUCUAUAUUGGGUACACGGUGCAGGUGGGCAGCGCCAUCCUGCAUCCCACGGACAUCACCAUUGUGACGGGGGCCCCGCGGCACCGACAUAUGGGUGCUGUCUUCUUGCUGAGCCAGGAGGCAGGCGGAGACCUGCGGAGGAGGCAGGUGCUGGAGGGCACGCAGGUGGGCGCCUAUUUUGGCAGCGCCAUUGCCCUGGCAGACCUGAACAAUGAUGGGUGGCAGGACCUCCUGGUGGGUGCCCCCUACUACUUUGAGCGGAAAGAGGAGGUAGGGGGUGCCAUCUAUGUCUUCAUGAACCAGGCAGGCACCUCCUUCCCUGCCCACCCCUCCCUCCUUCUUCACGGCCCCAGUCGCUCCGCCUUCGGCUUCUCCGUGGCCAGCAUUGGUGACAUCAACCAGGAUGGAUUCCAGGACAUUGCUGUGGGAGCCCCGUUCGAGGGCUUGGGCACAGUGUACAUCUACCACAGCAGCUCCAGGGGGCUCCUCAGACAGCCCCAGCAGAUAAUCCACGGAGAGAAGCUGGGACUGCCUGGUUUGGCCACCUUCGGCUACUCCCUGAGUGGGCAGAUGGACGUGGAUGAGAAUUUCUACCCGGACCUGCUGGUGGGGAGCCUGUCAGACCGCAUCGUGCUGCUGCGGGCCCGGCCUGUCAUCAACAUCCUCCACAGGACCUUGGUGGCCAGGCCAUCUGUGCUGGACCCUGCACUCUGCACGGCCACCUCCUGUGUGCAGGUGGAGCUGUGCUUUGCUUACAACCAGAGUGCCGGGAACCCCAACUACAGGCGAAACAUCACCCUGUCCUACACUCUGGAGGCUGACCGGGACCGCCGCCCACCCCGGCUUCGCUUUGCGCGCAGCCAGUCAGCUGUCUUCCACGGCUUCUUCUCCAUGCCGGAGAUGCGCUGCCAGACGCUGGAGUUGCUCCUGAUGGACAACGUCCGCGACAAACUCCGUCCCAUCAUCAUCUCCAUGAACUACUCUUUACCUUUGCGGAUGCCCGAGCGCCCCCGGCUCGGGCUGCGGUCCCUGGACGCCUACCCGGUCCUCAACCAGGCGCAGGCUCUGGAGAACCACACCGAGGUCCAGUUCCAGAAGGAGUGCGGGCAGGACAACAAGUGCGACAGCAACUUGCAGAUGCGGGCUGCCUUCGUGUCGGAGCAAGGGCAGCGGCUGAGCAGACUCCAGUACAGCAGAGACCUCCGGAGACUGCUCUUGAGCAUCGACGUGACCAACACCCGGAGCCGGGAGCGGGCUGGGGAAGACGCCCACGAGGCGCUGCUCACCCUGGUGGUGCCUCCCGCCCUGCUGCUGUCCUCAGUGCGCCCCCCUGGGGCCUGCCAGGCCAACGAGAGCAUCGUUUGCGAGCUGGGGAACCCCUUCAAAGGGAACCAGAGGAUGGAGCUGCUCAUCGCCUUCGAGGUCAUCGGGGUGACCCUGCACACAAGGGAACUCCAAGCACAGCUGCAGCUCUCCACGUCAAGUCACCAGGACGACCUGUGGCCUGUGACCCUGACUCUGCCAGUGGACUACACGCUCCGGGCCUCGCUCAGCAUGGUGAGUCACCGGCUACAAAGCUUCUUUGGGGGGACAGUGAUGGGCGAGUCUGGCAUGAAAACUGUGGAGGAUGUGGGAAGCCCUCUCAAGUAUGAGUUCCAGGUGGGCUCAAUGGGGGACGGGCUGACAGCCCUGGGGACCUUGGUCCUAGGGCUGGAGUGGCCCUAUGAAGUCAUCAAUGGCAAAUGGCUGCUGUACCCCACUGCAAUCACCGUCCAUGGCAAUGGGUCCUGGCCCUGCCGGCCACCCGGAGACCUCGUCAACCCUCUCAACCUCACUCUCUCUGUCCUUGGGGACAGGCCGCCAUCUCCACAGCGCAGGCGGCGACAGCUGGACCCAGGGGGAGGCCAGGGACCCCCACCUGUCACUCUGGCUGCUGCCAAAAAAGCCAAGUCUGAGACCCUGCUGAGCUGUGGCAGUGCCCACACCCGCUGUGUAUGGCUGGAGUGCCCCAUUCCUGAUGCCCCUGUCAUCACCAACGUGACAGUGCAGGCACGAGUGUGGAACAGCACCUUUAUCGAGGAUUACAGAGACUUUGACCGAGUCAGGGUAGCCAGCUGGGCUACCCUGUUCCUCCGAACCAGCAACCCCUCCAUCAACAUGGAGAACAAGACUGUGCCGUUCUCCGUGGACAUUGACUCUGACCUGGUGGAGGAGCUGCCGGCCGAGAUCGAGCUGUGGCUCGUGCUUGUGGCCGUGAGUGCCGGGCUGCUGCUCCUGGGGCUGAUCAUCCUCUUGCUGUGGAAGUGCGGCUUCUUCAAGCGAGCCCGCACUCGCGCCCUGUAUGAAGCUAAGAGGCAGAAGGCGGAGAUGAAGAGCCAGCCGUCAGAGACAGAGAGGCUGACCGACGACUACUGAGGGGGGCAGCCCCCCGCCCCUGGCCCACCCGGUGUGACUUCUUUAAGCGGACCCGCUAUUACCGGAUCAUGCCCAAGUACCACGCGGUGCGGAUCCGGGAGGAGGAGCGCUACCCACUUCCAGGGAGCACCCCGCUCGCCAAGAAGCACUGGGUCACCAGCUGGCAGACUCGGGACCGAUACUACUGACGUCCUCCCUGAUCUCACCCCCGCUCCCCCAGCGCCCCCUUCUUCUAUUUAUCAUAAGUUAUGCCUCGACAGUCCACAGGGGCCUCUGCCUUUGGCCGGCGCCAGUAGGCUCCAACACGCACACCUCUUCAAGUGCAUGCAGUACUGUCUGGCCACAGGCCUCUCCCUGCAGGAGGGCUGGGGCCGUGGACCUUGCAAUGCCGAGCACACCGCAGCCCUGUGCCUGGACACAUGGGGACACAUGGAUCCCACUGCUUGUGCACUGUGCUGGUGCACCACGGAUGGUGCAUGGACAUGCGUGUCCCGCCUCUGCCUGUGCCAAAACCAAGCCAAAGGGCCUCUGCCGGAGCCAUGAGGAAAAGGUCCCCAACGUGGUGACACUUCCCCGUUCACACUGGACCCAUCUUGAGCCACAGUCACUGGAUUGACUCUGCUCUCGAGAUUAAAACUACUGACAGGGAGCAGCCCACGGGGCCCCCAGCUGCAGCUCCAGGCACCCAUGCCAGAGAGCAGGGGGCCUGCCUGAGGCUGUCCACAGGGACGUUUCUGGACCUGGGCAUGCUCAGACCCAAGAGCGGAAUGAACUAGAAAGAACGUCCCCAGGAUGGCUUUCUUUCAUGGAUCUCUGCGAAGCCUCUUUCCUUGUCCAUAGCCUGCACUAGCAGGGAAUGCAGCGUGAGGGACAGGCACUAGACAGCCUGGAUGCACCACGCUGGGACUGCCCUGGGAGCGCGGUGGAAUCCUCGAAAAAGGAGGGGACCGGUCCUGGGCCAAGGAGAUGCUGGAAGGAUGCAGAGGAGAUCCCACUUACCACCACUACCAUCCCAGCCUCUGAAGGCCUGGAGAGACCGCCGCAAGACCACAGAGGGAGCGACGCUUGAAUGUAGAACAGGGAGGGAGUCCUGACCCUGCCCCAGUGGCCAGACCCCACUCUGCCCCCACUACCCAUCGGGGGGGAGACUAGAAGUGGAGUUCUUGGCUGUCCUUGGCUUUCAGAGCCAACGUGGCUCUGCCUCUUCCACCAUGGGCUAAGUCCUGAGGCCCAUUCUAGAAGCUGAGGCUGGUUCCAGAAACCUCUCCUGACCCCUGCCUGUUGGCAGGCCCUUUCCCCGGCCCCGACGAGUUCCACGGUACUGUAGCAGGGGAGCUCUCUCCCACCUUGUGCCUUCUUUGUAUAUAGGCUUCUCACGGCAACCAAUAAACGGCUCCCGG